GGAAUGUUCUUUGCACUAGAUUUUUUGUUUUAUUUUUAUUCUAUGGCUACAUUUCUGAUAGCAGUUCAUGUUCUCUUUCCUUUAUGCAGAUAUUUGUUGUAUGAAGUAAACAUGGGCGAAGGCUUCAACCUGAGAAGAGACGUCUACAUGCGUGUCGCCAGCCUGGUCAGACAACUACGGGACAGCGGUCACAAUUACAUUCUUGUUCUUCCUCCUUGGGGAUCGUUAUACCACUGGCGAACGUUGGAACUCGGUGACCUCUGGUUCGACCUACAGAGCUUAAGCCGGUUUAUCCCGGUGUUGGAGCUACAGGAUUAUUUAAGAGAAGUUGAUAGACCUGUCAUCGACCAACUCUACCACUUGCAGCACUUUGCCGAUUGGGAUAAAUGGGAGGAGAAGUACGAUUUCAUCCAGUGCCCCAAAAUUCCGUACUUCCAGGCAACUCCUGGACAUUGGAAAGGCUGGUUUUGGAAGUACGAUGAAAUCUAUGCUUCCAAUGUCACGUGCUUAUCCGUCAUGGGCUUCGCGAAAACACUCAAGCCUUUAGUAUUAUCUUCGUGGAAUACAUCUAUAAGAUCGAUAAUGUUGGAUCGGGCAGAAGUUAUUUUGCAUGACGAGUUUGGCAGUGCUGACUAUUGGAAAGCCAGACGGAGCAUGCGCUAUUCCGCGGCGUUGGUGAAAAUUGCGGACGAUUUCCGACGAUCCGUAUUAAAUUCUACAGAUGUUAACGAUGGGACUGUGAUGGACCCUGACUGGACGAAAGUGAAGGUCAGGUCGAAAACAACUACUGGAGGUCCAUACAUUGCCGUUCAUUGGCGACGCCAAGAUUACUUGAUGGCACAUGGCGAUGAACUGCCCAGCAUAGAAGGUACGGCCGCGACGCUCUCAUCAUUGGCUGAACGCCUAAAUUUAAAGACGAUAUUUCUCGCGACCGAUGCCAGUGACAAAGGUAUUGCAUUCUAA
Messenger RNA from Soboliphyme baturini, 963 nucleotides. The record is from the annotation of a GenBank genome assembly. Lineage: Eukaryota; Metazoa; Nematoda; Enoplea; Dioctophymatida; Soboliphymatidae.